Molecule: messenger RNA, 2680 nt
Organism: Peromyscus eremicus (cactus mouse)
Lineage: Eukaryota; Metazoa; Chordata; Mammalia; Rodentia; Cricetidae
Gene: Exoc8
Product: exocyst complex component 8
Exons: 1
Coding region: 236-2386 (716 amino acids)
Biological process (GO): exocytosis; intracellular protein localization; Golgi to plasma membrane transport
Cellular component (GO): exocyst
Source: RefSeq, a predicted model, not a curated record
UAAGUCACUGCCGUUUUCGCGCAGGCGCGCCGUCGGCACUCCGCCCCCAGGCGCAGGCGCAGCAUGGGAGUCUCGACUCCAGCACAGGCGCAAUGCAGCGCUCAGCCCCGGCGCAGGCGUUUGGGUGUUGCUCCCGCCCCGCUUCCUCGGCCGUCUUCUCCACCGGGCUCGGGUGGGGCCCAAAGGCGGCGAGUGACAGCGACUCCGGACCGCGGGCGCAGGGCGGGUGGCAGCCAUGUCGGACAGCGGGGCGAGCCGCCUGCGGAGGCAGCUGGAGUCGGGGGGCUUCGAGGCGCGGCUGUACGUGAAGCAACUGUCGCAGCAGUCGGACGGCGACCGCGACCUGCAGGAACACCGGCAGCGCGUGCAGGCGCUGGCGGAGGAGACGGCACAGAACCUGAAGCGCAACGUCUACCAAAACUACCGGCAGUUCAUCGAGACGGCGCGCGAGAUCUCGUACCUGGAGAGCGAGAUGUAUCAGCUGAGCCACCUGCUGACGGAGCAGAAGAGCAGUCUGGAGAGCAUCCCGCUGGCCCUGCUGCCCACCGCCGCCGCGGGCGCCUCCACGGGUGAAGACACGACGGGCGCGGGGCCGCGGGAGCGCGGGGCGGCGCAGGCAGGCUUCCUGCCCGGGCCGGCGGGCGUCCCCCGCGAGGGCCCUGGUGCGGGGGAGGAGGGCAAGCAACGCACACUCACCACACUGCUGGAGAAAGUGGAGGGCUGCAGGGACCUGCUGCAGACGCCAGGCCAGUACCUGGUGUACAACGGGGAUCUGGUGGAAUACGAGGCGGAUCACAUGGCCCAGCUGCAGCGCGUGCACGGCUUCCUCAUGAACGAUUGUCUGCUGGUGGCUACCUGGCUGCCACAACGGCGAGGCAUGUACCGCUAUAACGCGCUUUACCCACUGGACCGCCUGGCUGUGGUCAACGUCAAGGACAAUCCACCUAUGAAAGACAUGUUCAAGCUGCUCAUGUUCCCUGAGAGCCGCAUCUUUCAGGCAGAAAAUGCCAAGAUUAAACGUGAGUGGCUGGAAGUGUUGGAGGAAACCAAGAGGGCGCUCAGCGACAAGAGGAGGAGGGAGCAGGAGGAAGCAGCGGCCCCCCGCGCGCCACCACCAGUCACUUCCAAAGGCAGCAACCCGUUUGAGGACGAGGAUGAUGAAGAACUGGCCACCCCCGAGGUGGAGGAGGAAAAGGUAGACCUCUCCAUGGAGUGGAUCCAGGAGUUGCCCGAAGACCUGGAUGUCUGUAUUGCGCAGAGGGACUUUGAGGGCGCUGUGGACUUGCUGGACAAAUUGAAUCACUACCUGGAAGAUAAGCCCAGCCCACCUCCUGUGAAAGAGCUGAGGGCCAAAGUGGAUGAACGAGUGCGACAGCUCACCGAGGUGCUGGUGUUUGAGCUCUCCCCGGAUCGUUCUCUGAGAGGUGGCCCUAAGGCUACGCGCAGGGCAGUGUCUCAGCUGAUCCGGCUGGGCCAGUGCACUAAAGCUUGUGAGCUGUUUCUGAGGAACAGGGCAGCAGCCGUGCACACUGCCAUCCGCCAGCUUCGAAUUGAGGGCGCCACUCUGCUCUACAUUCACAAGCUGUGCCACGUCUUCUUUACCAGCCUCCUGGAGACCGCAAGGGAAUUUGAGACAGACUUUGCAGGCACGGACAGUGGCUGCUACUCUGCGUUUGUGGUUUGGGCACGAUCUGCAAUGGGCAUGUUUGUGGACGCUUUCAGCAAGCAAGUUUUUGACAGCAAGGAGAGCCUGUCCACUGCAGCUGAGUGUGUGAAAGUGGCCAAGGAGCAUUGCCAGCAGCUGGGAGAGAUUGGGCUGGAUCUCACCUUCAUCAUCCACGCCCUGCUGGUGAAGGACAUCCAGGGGGCCUUGCACAGUUACAAGGAGAUUAUCAUCGAAGCCACCAAGCACCGCAACUCGGAGGAGAUGUGGCGUCGAAUGAACCUGAUGACUCCUGAGGCCCUAGGAAAGCUCAAAGAGGAGAUGAGAAGUUGUGGGGUCAGUAACUUUGAGCAGUACACGGGAGACGACUGCUGGGUGAACUUGAGCUACACAGUGGUAGCUUUCACCAAGCAGACCAUGGGCUUCCUGGAGGAGGCGUUGAAACUGUACUUCCCAGAGCUACACAUGGUGCUCCUGGAGAGUCUGGUGGAAGUCAUCCUGGUUGCCGUGCAGCAUGUGGACUACAGCCUGCGGUGUGAGCAGGACCCAGAGAAGAAGGCAUUCAUCAGGCAGAAUGCAUCCUUUCUUUAUGAAACUGUCCUCCCAGUGGUGGAGAGGAGGUUUGAGGAAGGUGUGGGGAAGCCUGCCAAGCAGCUGCAGGACCUGCGGAAUGCAUCUAGACUCCUGCGGGUGAAUCCCGAGAGCACCACUUCUGUGGUCUGAGGCCCUGGUCUGCUGUGUGUCUGUGUGUGUACAUGUGCUACAGAUGCAUUAUUUGUAUUUACAUUACACUUGUCAGCACAUUCCUCAGAGUCACAAACAGUAUAUAGAUGGUGUCCUCUUAGAAAUACAGUCAAAGGAGAAAGAAAAUGUGUUAAGUCCCACCCACCCCCGAUAUUGGAAUUAUUAGAGCAUAUACCAUGCUUUUAUAUUAACUCCUAAAGGAAUGUAUGAAAUAUAUAGUCACACCAUGGCAUUUCAGAUUACCCUCUGACUUGAUACACACUUCUCACAGUA